Molecule: messenger RNA, 706 nt
Organism: Drosophila rhopaloa
Lineage: Eukaryota; Metazoa; Arthropoda; Insecta; Diptera; Drosophilidae
Gene: Ubc87F
Product: ubiquitin-conjugating enzyme E2 G1
Exons: 2
Coding region: 115-618 (167 amino acids)
Biological process (GO): proteasome-mediated ubiquitin-dependent protein catabolic process; protein polyubiquitination
Molecular function (GO): ubiquitin conjugating enzyme activity
Source: RefSeq, a predicted model, not a curated record
CCGGCGCCCAAGUUCUCUGGGCUAGCUGGCAGGUCGCAUUGAGCGUAGUUCAGCAGCCGUAGAAGUAAAACAGAAAGUGACUCGAAAUAAUUGAACAAAAUUCCAUCCAGUGACAUGUCCGAACUGCAAGCAUCGCUACUGCUCAAUCGCCAGCUCUCCGAGCUGCAGCGCAAUCCCGUCGAGGGCUUCUCCGCCGGCCUGGUCAGCGACUCGGAUAUCUUCAGUUGGGAGGUGGUGAUCAUCGGUCCGCCGGACACCCUCUACGAGGGUGGGUGCUUCAAGGCGCACCUGGUCUUCCCCAAGGAGUACCCACUGCGUCCGCCGCGGAUGAAAUUCAUCACCGAGAUCUGGCAUCCGAAUAUCGACAAGACCGGCGACGUCUGCAUCUCGAUCCUCCACGAGCCGGGUGAUGACAAGUGGGGCUACGAGAAGGCCGAGGAGCGCUGGCUACCUGUUCACACGGUCGAGACGAUCCUCCUCUCGGUGAUCUCCAUGCUCACCGAUCCCAAUGACGAAUCGGCUGCCAAUGUGGACGCGGCCAAGGAGUAUCGUGAGAAUUACGCGGAGUUCAAGCGCAAGGUAACCAGGUGCGUCCGCCGGAGUCAAGAGGAGGUAUGAAGGCCGGAAAACUAAGAAAUAUGGCAGUAUCCGAAAUCCGUAGCGGUCCACAUGCUAAUCACGUGAAUAAAGAGAGCAACUAGUUGAA